AAAAAAAAAAAAAAAGCAAUAAAAAAUGUCUGGGGUUUGGGUAUUCAAGAAAGAAGGUUUUCGACUAAUGGAAAAGCGUCAAGCGGAGGGGAAGGCACAUAGUUUAAACCAAAAGAUUUUGGUUCAUUUGCCAAGUGGGGAAGUUAUCUCUUCCUACAGUAUGUUGGAGCAAAUAUUGACUAAUUUAGGGUGGGAAAGGUAUUAUGGAAGAGACCCUCAACUCUACCAAUUCCACAAGCAUUCUUCCACUGACCUAAUCUCUCUUCCAAAGGACUUCUCCAAGUUCACCUCUAUCUACAUGUAUGAUAUAGUCAUCAAGAACCCCAAUGUCUUCCAUGUACGAGAUAUGUCAACUACCUAGUUUUCUUUCUUUGCUAUCCUCCAAUUCAUAAUGAGAUAUUAACUCUUUUGUCUUUGUAUAUAUAUGAACAUCCUCAAAGCGAGUUUUAUCUAUUUUAA
Cajanus cajan (pigeon pea) is the source of this 459-nucleotide messenger RNA. RefSeq names its product flowering-promoting factor 1. Gene Ontology annotation, biological process: regulation of flower development. NCBI's taxonomy places the organism in Eukaryota, Viridiplantae, Streptophyta, Magnoliopsida, Fabales, Fabaceae. The record is from RefSeq and is a predicted model, not a curated record.